Messenger RNA from Python bivittatus (Burmese python), 5422 nucleotides. RefSeq names its product transmembrane protein 79 (gene TMEM79). The record is from RefSeq and is a predicted model, not a curated record. Lineage: Eukaryota; Metazoa; Chordata; Lepidosauria; Squamata; Pythonidae. Gene Ontology annotation, biological process: regulated exocytosis. Gene Ontology annotation, cellular component: trans-Golgi network membrane; lysosomal membrane.
CCCUGAAAUACCCACGCGCUUCACACACAAGAGCAAACUCUGGCUCCACCAAUUUGUUGUGAUGUUACGGCCCAUUCACCAGGGCAGCCUCUGCUUUACAAGGUACGGGCCAGGAGAGCUUGCAAAAUACGUGUAGGCCAAAAGGGGGUCAGGCUAUUUGUGGUUCGGGAUGGUAUGGGAACCCGAAUCAAAUUGAUCUUUAUUAUGGACCAGCAUAAUACACCUAGACGUCUUAGCAGGCUGUGUGAAGCUGGCCGCUACAUUAAGUCUCAGUUGGGUGUAUUUGUUUGGAAAUCACAAGUUAUAUGGUAGGUACAUAGCAAUUCUGUUUUAUCACUCCAGGUUUAGGGUUUAGUAUAUUGUGUGGUCACAGUUAAUCUACGUUUACUGUGGAAGGAGGAGAAAGUAUGCCUCUUGCUCACUUCAGAGCCACAAAGGAAGGUCAGCUCUUUGAGGCCCUCGUAAAUAAAUCACAGAGAGACUGAGAUAGUUGAUGGGGUGUGUCUGUGUUAGAUUAUUUAUUCAUUGUUAUUGUUAAAUUCCUCCCAAUGAAACUGACUGUUUGCCUACCGGAGUAAUAUCAGGAUCUCUGCUCUUUUCUAAAGAAAAGCUCUAUGAGCAAGGUUGGAGCCAGUUAAUAUUUGGAUGAGAGACCACUAGGUAAUCUUGACAAGGUUAAUGGGGAAGAAACUACUAGAUACUGAGAUAGCCGGGGUGGUAUAGCGGUUAAGAUGUUGAAUGGGCACAACUGAGCCCCAAGUCCAGUUCCCCCUCCACCACAGUAACUCACUGAUGUCUUUGGGCCAUUUGCUCCAUCUCAGCCCACCCUACCUCACAGGGUUGUUAUGAGGAAACAUGGGAUGAGGGAACACUAUAUAUGCUGCCGUAAGUGCCUGAAAAAAAGCAGGAUAUAAAUCGAACAAAUAAAUAAUACAGUAUAGUAAUACAUUGACUUCCAAGCAAACAUAGAUGGCCCAGCUAGGAGGCAGCGGCCAAAUCAUUUAUUAGCCUUUUGUUAAUAAAAUGGUAGCCAGGGUCGGGAUAGGAGACCACCAAGAAAUUCCACGGGGCUGGAAGCUAGACUGGGAAGUUGGGGGAGAAACGCCAGAAAGCAAGUAAGGGGAAGUGGCUUAUUUGUGGCUCCCAAGAAAUGGACCUGGGCGCAGCCGUGAGAUCAGCAAACAUCCUGCUUGAGGACGGCGUGUCUCAACCUCAGCCACGGGGCGUUGCAGUCCACCCCCCUUAACGUGGCCAAGGUUGAGAAACGCCGGCCUAGACAGGUGGGGAAAGGGCCCUUCGGUCAGCGGCGGGGCGCGCGUGCCACUGCUUGCGCGCUGAGCUCCGAGACCGGGCGGGCGAGGCCCUUCGGCGGAGCCCCACCUGGGCUGGUCGAGCAGGUUUGAAAGUCCAAGGGACGGGCGGAAAGCGGCGAUUGCGCAGCGCCCAAACCCGCCGAGCUGCUACCUGGAGCCGCGAGUCGCGGGCGGGAUCUUCUCGCCCGGCGUCUAACCCCACUCCGAUCUCGCCCCGGCGUGAAACGUGAGCGUGGAAGGGGCGCCGCACGGGACGAGGCGCAGCACGGCCCCACGUGUUCAUGGCCUGUUUUCCCAGGUCCUCCUUUCUGCAUACAGAAGCCGUCUGGGGAAGAAGGAACGGAGACUACAGAGGUUUAGCAGAAAAAGCCUGACAGAUACGGAACAUCUCUAAAAGGUUUGGCAGUUCAAGAUGUCAGCGGUCGCCCCUUCGGAAGACGUGGCAAUGGUGCCCUUGGGAAAGGACUUGUCCCCAGACCAGCCGACGCAAAGCCACACCCAGCAGCAGAUCCCCGAGGAUGCCGAGGCGACUUUGCCCUGGGACCAAGCUCAACACGAUGCAGCUUGCAAGAUGCCGCCGCCUGGGGUACUGGAGAUGGACGCCAGGCCUAGCCCAGAGGGGAGCAUAAAGGAGGAGGUUGUGGACAACGCCAUGGACCACCAGGCCUUCCUGAAGCCUCCUGAGGACAGCGAGAGCCACGGGAUGCCUGCCGUGGCAGCUCACGCCUUUGUCCCCAUCGACCCCCUCUGCAUCGAACGUCCUCCAAGGAGGCACAAGAAGUUGCAGUGGCAGCCUCGGGUGCCUGAGGACAGGAGACAAUGCGAGAAGGAGAAGGAAGACCCUGAGAAGCAAACCUUCAUCAUCCAAGGCUGCUCGGCCUGCUCGGAUGAUCUUCCCGGUCACGCCAGGGAGCCGUCCCAGGCCUCCUGUUGCCAGAAGAAGGGCAGCUGCAGCUCAGCCAACCUCAAAGCCGUGGCCUCCAUGAGUAGCGCCAUGAUCCUCUUCCCGUGCCUGAUCUACGGCGCCUACAUCUUCCUGCCCUUUGACGUUCCCCCCAUGACAACCAUGAGCUCCCGCCUCGUUUACACCCUUCGCUGCGGGGUUUUUGCCACGUUCCCCAUCAUUUUAGGGAUGGUCGUUUACGGGGUCUCCCGCCUCUGUUCCUCCUCCCUGCAGCCUUUUGAGGAGCUGAGCCGGGAGGUGGAGAUCCACCGGCACUACGUUUCCCAGUCGGUCCAGCUCUUCAUCCUCUACUUCUUCAACAUCGCGGUCCUUUCUACCUACCUGCCUCAGGAAGGCCUCAAACUGAUCCCGCUGCUGACGGCCCUUUUUGCAGUUUCACGCCUCCUCUACUGGCUGGCCUACGCCAUGGGCCGCUCCUUCCGAGGCUUCGGGUUCGGCUUGACCUUCCUCCCGCUUGUCGCCAUGAUGCUCUUCAACCUCUACAGCAUGUUUCUUCUGGACACAGAGAGCAUGUUUGCCGUGGCGGGUCGCAAGGCGGGUCCCCCCCCGGAGAAGGAGCAGCAGCUGGCGGCCUCCAGGCCCCGAUACUGGGGGUGAAGACGGCGAGAGCCCCCAGCCGGGGAAUGUCCCGCCGGCCUUUUCCUCGGUGGCUGAAGCGCUGCUGGCUCCUCUCGGCAGACCACAGAAUUGGGGGAGCCCCCGAGGCCACCUAGUCUACCCCCCUCAGCCCAGUUAAAGCAUCCCGGCGAGGAGAUAUCCAUUGAGGGGACGCCCGUCUCUUCUCCGCGCCAUCGGUUCCUCGGCCAGAUGGUUUGGAAGUCUUUUCUAGUGUCUUUUCAGCUGGGUGCCUUCCCUUCUCCUACUUGGAGGGAGAAAGCACAGUCUUGCCCCCCUUCUCCCUUGGGGGGGUGGGGGGGGACACGUGCUCCUCUUCCCCCUCUGCUGCAUUUCCUGAAGCUCCACAUGCCCCCAAACUGGGCUCUUUUCGCUUCCACUUCCUGUUCAUCUGUUCCCCUUUUCUGAGCCUCUUCCCAUUUCUCGGAAUCCUUCCUAAACCGGGAUGCCCAGAUAGGUCACGAAGUGGGCUCUGACCCCUGUAAGACAAACAGGAGCGAGUGCUUCCUAUAAUUUGGAAAUACCAGAUAAACCCAAACUGGUCUCGUGCCUGAUCAACAGACCGGACGACGUAGCCACGGAGGACCAGGCUGCUCCUCUUUCCGCUGGAAAGCAAAACUGGAAACAUCUCACGUCUCCAAAAUGGGGGCCAAAUUCUGCUGCGCAGUGUUCAAGAUGCAUUUGACAUGGGGCAGCCCCCACCUCUCUCUCUGCUAGAACCCACAGAUGGGGGACUGCUUCCAAACUUCUGCCUGAAAGUGGGUGGAAGAGCAGAGCCUUUCUAGGUCUGGAAGGGGGUCAUCCCACAGCUUGAGAGGUGCUGAUGCCAGGCAAAAGCUGAAAAUGGAUUUUUUUUUUUUUUUACAAGGGAUAAAAACUCAAGACGCAAAGCUUGCCUUGGAGCAGAGGUCACACUCCCACAAGAUGAUUUGGGGAGAGCAUAUUCAUCGGGGGGGGGCAUUAAACUAAGCAUUGGCAUGGUUAAGUGUAGCGUUUUCCCCAAAGAUGGACAAUAGAUUAAAUUGUAGUUAAGGUGGAGCAUGUUUAAAGCAUGUCAACUGUGGCAUUUUGCAAGCUCCACUGAGUAACCUCACCCCUCACCCAACCUUCAGUCUAGAAGCAGGAGCUGCAAAACAGGAUCAUUUCAGGCAAUAACCAUCACACCUUUUCCCCUCAUUCCCAGGAAUGGCACUGGGGGAGGAAGACACCAAACUCAGUUGAGUCACCCCAAAGCUAGCCAACUGGCCGCCACAAAGAAUACCAGCGAACUCCAGCUGUUUCACACAACAGGCUGAGCCCCCCUCCAUUUUCUCCUAAGAUGUACAAUCCUAACCAUGUAGUUAGUUUCUGGUCAGCUGUCUUGUGAGCAUCUAACAUUGGGUCCAUAGAUUAAACCAUGAUUAAUCUAGUCUUGGAUAAGGUGGUCAUGAAAAGUCAUUGAGGGUGGGCAACAAAUCACAGCUGGCGAUGGUUUGCCAGGUACAAUAACCCUUAGAAAAAUCCUACCAGUGUUUUGAGCCAAGAGGUUACUGGGCUAGGCUCACUUUGUAGCAGUCAACAAUAGUUUGGGUUUCAAAAGUGCAAGUUUUGCUCAUGAAACAUACUGAUUUGUUAUUUGGAAAAAAGUUGGCUCCAGAAGUCCAUUUGACCUGAGUAUUGUGUUCAUACAAUACUCUGAAUCAGCCAACCAUUUUAGCCUAGGGUCUUGUGAGUCCAGAAAAUUGAACUGCAUAACCUCCUGGUGACAUCUCAGCAGACCCUGUUGUUGUAGUUAAGCAAGGACCUUCUCGCAACUUCCUGCCAGCUUCCAACAAGUGAAGUCGAUGGGGAAGCCGGUAGGAAGCCGCAAGUCCUGGGCAGCUCACAAGCAGGCUGGCAGAUGGGUAAGUAGCUGCUGCCAGGCGUGGGAGGGCACGCAGGCAGCUGACACGGUGCAAGCACAGUCAGGCAUGCACUACAGAGUGCAAGUGGGGGUGCUGUGGGCACGCGCGCACUAUGGAGUAUAAGAUCCUGGGAUCCCCAGGAGAAAAAGCAGUGGGAACAACUUACCGGAGCCAUUGUGACAUUCCCUGCUGGCUUCCCCACUGACUUUGCUUGUGGCAAUCGUGCCUGCAGGAUGCUGCAACCAUAGUAAGUGCGAACUGGUUACCAAACACCUGAAUCGCGAUCAUGACCAUGGGGGUACUAGGAUGGCCAGAACUUUGAGGACCGGUCAUGCCACUUGUUCAAGCACUGUCGUAACUUCAAACAGUCACUGAAUGGGUGGUCCUUAACCAAGGACUGCCUGUAAUUGGUCCCAUUGUUUUGCAGAUCCUCAGGGAAUCUAGACAAGGCAGUCCCGCCAUAUGAAAACCAUCCUUUAGACAGCCCAUCCUAAGCAAUGAGGCUUAAACUACACAUACGUUAAAAUAAUUUUUAAAGGUAAAAUGGUCAUCUGAUCUUUAUUAGCAUCUUUGUCAGCCUUCCCAGGUAGAUCAGACAGGAAACGUGACCAGAUGAGUUAACAAAAUCUUGCAAGUCUGAAAAUAGA